Nanorana parkeri is the source of this 2809-nucleotide messenger RNA. RefSeq names its product T-cell activation RhoGTPase activating protein (gene TAGAP). Gene Ontology annotation, molecular function: GTPase activator activity. Gene Ontology annotation, biological process: signal transduction; regulation of Rho protein signal transduction. Bases 50 to 2737 code for a protein of 895 amino acids. The record is from RefSeq and is a predicted model, not a curated record. NCBI's taxonomy places the organism in Eukaryota, Metazoa, Chordata, Amphibia, Anura, Dicroglossidae. The transcript has 14 exons.
GGCAUGCAUUUGUAAAGCAAGCUUUUUCUUAACGUGGAUCAUUAUUGCCAUGUCUUCUUCACACCCAAGGAACAAGGCACGCAGAGGAAGCUAUGAUGGGAUUUUACACAACAAAAACACACUCCAUAAGUCUUUGGCUCAGAGGAGAUGUUCAGCACCUUCGCUUGUGUUUCCAAAAUCUCUUAGCAAACCAUGGUCUACGGGAAGGGAGAACACUGGAUGUUUCAUAUCCAUUGAGCAAUGUCCCUUUGUCUUGGGUUUAUCCAGUGAAGAUUCAGAGCUGAUUUUGCAUGAAUGUGUCCAGCUGACUCAGGAUUUGAAGACAAAGGAGAGAUACCUCUUCCUCUUCAGUGAUAUGAUUAUAAUUGCCAAGCUGAAGUCCGGCACUAGUUUCAGGUUAAAGCAUCGAGUACACCUGUCUGAGAUGAUGGUAUUAUCAUGUGAUGAUGAAGAUGAUGAGGAACAUGCAUGUGCUUUCCAUAGUUCUCCCAAGGAUGCUCUCAUCUUUAUCUGGCCUUGUAAUGGCUGUGUUGCGUCUUUCCGUUCCAGUGAAGUGAAGGAACUCUGGCUGGAUACGCUUGUGUGGCAGAUACGAGAAGUUGGUGGGAUUGAGGGCACCACUGUACCCUUUACACGAUUACUAAUGAAGGUUCUCACAGGCUGCAAUGCUUCUAAAGCUCUGGUUGCCAACAACAUGGAGAGCCUAAUCGAAUGCCAUACAGAGGCAGAUGCAAAGAAGUACCAGCUGCUGGCAGACAUGAUACAUAAGGAGAGCAUCUGUCAUGUGAUUGAGAGCAAUAAGAAGAGAAAAGCUGUCAUCUCCUGGCCCUUUACUUUGAGACGAAGUUCACCAAUAUCGGAACCUUCAAGUCCUUUAUUUAAUCAACCACUUUCCAUUGUGUGUGAGGAGGACAACCUUCCUAAAGCAAUCUUCGACAUAUUAACUAUACUGCGUAUGCAGGGUCCGUUGAUUGAAGGGGUUUUUCGUAAAGCUGCCAAUGAAAAAUCUCGCAAGGAGUUAAAAGAAGACCUCAACUAUGGAAGAGGCUUGGACUUAGAAAGCAAGCCUGUGCAUUUGCUGGCAGUUGUGUUUAAGGAUUUCCUCCGUGGCAUUCCUCAUCAGCUGCUAUCAUCAGAACUUUAUAAUGAGUGGAUGCUUGCUUUGGAUCAGCCAACCUUAGAAGAAAAAAUUAAGCGGAUGCAAUGUGUUGCAGACAAACUGCCAAAACCAAACCACAUCUUAUUACAACAUCUGAUGUGCGUUCUCCAUCACAUUAGCAGUGCCUCAAAUGUUAACAAGAUGGAUUCCAGAAAUCUGGCUGUGUGCAUUGCCCCAAACAUGCUUGUACCACAGGUUGAUAAGGACCUUCCACUCGAAACUCAGAAAGAGAUUAAUGAAAAGGUUACAGUACUAGUUGAGUUCUUCAUAGAUAAUUGCUUGCAACUGUUUGGGGACCACAUAUUACAAUUACACUGUGUUUCUGAAGAGGAUUCCUUAGAAAAUAUUGAUACUACAGAACUUUCAUCUCAUCAGAAUGACUCUGCCUAUGACAGCACUGAUCCAGAUCACGACUGCCACGCCAGUACACUCACAAGACACCUCAAUGAGCAGCGGGGCCAAAACAGGGCUCUUCGUGAGAAGAGCGCAGAAGACCGAGUUUUAAAUCUUCUGGAUUCUACUUUAGAUCAGAUUAAAUGUGAGGCCAGCAUGGACAGAAGAUGUUCAGAGCCGUACAUUUUUCCCUCCCAGGAUGACAUAACAAUAGCAGGGAAGAAGCUGACAAGAAGCCAUGAUGAUGUUACAGUUAGGAAACAAACAUUUAGUGAUGUAGAACUGUCCACUCAUACUCCUGAGAAAUAUUGUGGUAGAGCUUUAUAUAGGAAAAAUAUGCCAAAAGAUUUAAGAAUUUUUACCAGCUAUACUUCAGAUACAGCAGACCACCUUUCAUCAACUGCAUCCUCCAACUGUUCUAUUGACAGCUCUUAUUCAGACUGCUCGGUCUUUACCAGCUCUCCAAUGGUAUCCCCUCUAAGUCCACACAAAAAUGACUUGGUGAGGCAUAAAUCAUUCUGUAUGAAAAAUAAAGAUUUAAGUGACACUAUCAAAGCUGGUACAGAAUUAAAAAAGCAUUCAAAUUCAUUCUGCUAUGUAAACAACAAAAAAGUGAUAACCAAGACACAGAGCUGGGGUCCUGAUGUUAACAGAGGAGACAUUCCACAAAACGAGUUAAUCAGGAGUGGCCAUAAAAAAAGUGAGCGAGAGUUAGAAGGUACACGGGACACAGCUUUCCAACAGCCACAAGUGGUAAGGCUAAGACCACAAUCCGCACGAAGAAUAUCUGUUGAUGAGGUUUUCCGAAUGGUAGACCAAAGAAACCCUGGCAAACCUCCAUCCUAUGAAGAGGCCAUCAAUAAAAAUGCAUCUUCUUACAAAAGCAUGACCCCGAGAGCCAGUGUAUCAAACAGUACCUGUUCAACUACCCAGUUAGUAAAUGACUCUUCUGCACAGUCUUGUAGUGCUCAUCAUGAACCCAGCUCAUUGACUGACGACCAAAUGCCAAACCCCUGUGGGCUAACACAACCAAACUGCCAGUCUAAGAAAACAAAAUCAGACCUCGUCAGGACUAAGUCAGAGUCCUGCCACAGAAAUAGACAUGAAUGUUUAAGUCGGCGAUGCAGUCAACCUAUUUUUGAGAUCUAUGAUCAGAUACAGUAUGCUAAAGAGUCCUAUGUUUAAAAGGUCAUUGCAAUUGUAAUAGAUACAAAAAAUAAUUAUGUACAUAAAUCUUCCUUUUUCAAUCCACUUUGA